AUACAUACACAUUAAUCACACUCAACUUCUCUCUCUCACUCUUCUUUCUCUCUCUAUCGAUUCAGAUUCUCACAAUGCUACCGUCGUUUCUCAGCCCAACCUACCUGUACGGCAACUACCUCCGCCGCCGCUUCACCUCGGCGGGGCUCACUUCCCAGGUUGCCAAUGUCGACGACGACGGCAACACCACGAUCCGAUUCUGGGGACCCGACCCGACCAAACCGGCCACCGGAAAGCCGUCGCUGGUUCUGAUCCACGGCUUCGGCCCGGUGUCGACGUGGCAGUGGCAGAACCAGGUCCAACACUUCGCCCCCAAAUUCGACCUCUACGUCCCCGACCUGGUCUUCUUCGGCGAGUCGACGACUCGACUGGCCGACCGAUCGGAGCAAUUUCAGGCGGACUCGGUCGCCGGACUGAUGGAGAGGAUCGGAGUGAAGAGGUACAGUCUUUUGGGGACUAGCUACGGCGGAAUCGUGGCGUAUAAUAUAGCGAAGAGGUGGCCGGAGAGAGUGGAUAGGGUGGUGAUUGCGAGCUCCGGUGUGAAUAUGAGGCGGAGAGACGGUUCCGGAUUGUUGGAGAGGGCUAAGGUGGAGAAGACGGAGGAGCUUAUGCUUCCGGCCACCGCCAAACAGAUGAGGACUCUGCUCAGCCUCGCCGUGUAUAAGCGGCCCAAAAUGUUGCCGGACUUGUUCUUGAAUGACCUACUUCAAAAAUUGUACUCAGAUAAAAGGAUGGAGAAGAUGGAACUUCUAAAAGGGUUAACUAUUGGAAAAGAUGACGAAGCUAAAAUCUCUCCUCUAGAAAUGGAAGUGCUGUUAGUAUGGGGAGAUCAUGAUCAGAUAUUUCCAAUUGAGAUGGCUGUUGAACUCAAACAGCUUCUGGGAAAGAAAGUGCAACUAGAGGUGAUAAAGAAGACAUCUCAUGUACCUCAGUCUGAAAACCCUGCUGUGUUCAAUCGAAUAGUCAACAAUUUCUUGUGCCAGUCAACAUAAUUAAAACUAUUUAUACAAAUAUAUAUUUUUUGUUUUUUUUUUUUUAAUUUUGUGGUGAUCAAACUUGUAUUUAUUGGUGUUGGAUUCAAGUGAGCAUUAUAGUGGUGAUGAUGUCUUUGGCAUGCGUAUUGAAUAAUUGCUUAGUUAAUUAUUUCUAUGCUUCAAUAAGUUCA
Messenger RNA from Humulus lupulus (European hop), 1165 nucleotides. RefSeq lists its product as uncharacterized. Lineage: Eukaryota; Viridiplantae; Streptophyta; Magnoliopsida; Rosales; Cannabaceae. Bases 75 to 992 code for a protein of 305 amino acids. The record is from RefSeq and is a predicted model, not a curated record. The transcript is spliced from 4 exons.